GUUACUUCCCCUGCACAGCAGGUGCGAGGCGGCCACAUCGAAGAAAAAAUACGCUUCCAGUACCCUGAGUAAUGGCGGGGGUUACUGUUGAAGAUUGGCAGUCCAACAAGAGUGCACUGGCUUGUAACCGUUACAUGUUGACUAAUCAGAUUGCUUGUGAUGUCAAUUUCCUAGUUGGAGAGGAUCGUGUACGUAUUCCCGUACACAAGUACAUUCUGAUCAGUAGAAGUUGUGUGUUCUACUCUAUGUUCUGCGGGCCACUUGCCGAGACAAGCUCUGACAUUACCUUACCUGAUAUUGAACCUGAGGUUUUCAGAGCACUGUUGUUGUUCCUUUACUGUGAGGAACUAGACAUACAACCUCACAUGGUUUUACCCCUGCUGUAUGCAGCAAAGAAGUAUUCCAUCCAAGCUCUAGUAAGAAAAUGCAUACAAUAUCUGGAACUAGACCAGUCCUCAGAAAAUAUAUGUGCAAUCCUGGAACAAGCUCACAUGUAUGAUGAAAAGGACCUAGAAAGGAAAUGCAUGGACUAUAUCUGUGGACAUGCAAAGGAUGUUAUUCAGUCAGAUGAUUUUCUGGAGCUCAGCCCUACUUCUCUGAUGUGUAUUCUCAAAUCUGAUGAAAUACAGGUAGAUGAAAAGACAGUCCUCAUGUGUGUACAAAAGUGGGCGGACAAAGAAUGUGAGAGAAAAGACUGGGAAGUGUCUCCAGCCAACAUUCGAAAAGCUCUUGGACCUCUCCUGUAUCAAAUCAGGUUUCCACUCCUGGGGGAAAAAUAUUUCACUGACAUUGUAGCUGAUAUGGAAAUUUUAAAUGACACUGAAAAGGUUGAAUUGUUCAAAUACUUUUAUAAAACAGGAUCAAAGGUUGAAACUUUUGUCACAAGGAACAGAUUUGCAAAUAACACUUCUUCUGGCAGUGAUUCAUUCCAUAGUGAGACGGAUACACGACCAAUACAGACUUGUAUGAGAUAUCGGACAGUGUAUGAGGACGGAUCAUGGUACUGUGGCGGGGAGCCUGAUGCUGUUGCUUUCACAUGUAAUAGAACUAUACAGUUAAAUGGUGUUUUAGUAUACGGUUCAUAUAUAGGUGAAGGUGUAUAUGAUGUCACAUGUUCUGUUUACGACAGUGUUGAAAAGGAAAUUGUGACACGUCGCACAUCACUGAAGACCAGUGAAAGUCAACACACUUAUCCAGUCCUUCUGGAGGUUCCCAUUGAGAUACCAAAGUCCAAAAAACAUAUUCUAGUUGUGAAACUCAUCAGUUCUGAGGGACUGGACACUUACCAAGGAAAGAAUGGAAUGUCUUCUGUGUCUGUAGGAUCAGUACAGUUCAGCUUCAGUAAAUCAAAAUACAGCAGAAAUGGAACGGAUGUUAAGAUUGGACAAAUUCCUGGCCUCCUGUUCACAUGUAAUGAUGAAGAUAUUGAUGAAUUUUGAAGCAAAUCAGUUUCUACAGCAUACAUGGAGUUAUAUGGAGUCCAUGGAGAAUUUGGCAUUCAUGUUGUAUGUAUAUCAGUGGUCAAUGAGAAUGUGCUUUCAUUGUUGCUUAUUACAAGUGGUUACAAUCUGCAUGAACUUUUGUUAAUCAGAUUACUGAAAUGAAUAAAGUUCACAUUAAUUCUAUGCAUGUAUCACAAAAGUAUGAAGAAAAUUUUGUUUCAGCUCUGACUCACAGCUGAUCAUCUUUAUCACGAACCCUCCACUUCUGGGUCACAGGUUUAAGGCCUAUGUGAGGCAGUUACCAGGUACUGGCUUCAGGUUUCUCUCUAGGAAUUCUCAAUUUCCUUCCAAUACCAAAACCUGGCAUAUCCUUAAAUGACCCUUACUGUUAACAGGACGUAAAGUAACAAUAAAGCAAUUAAUUUAUGACACUUGGUGAUUGAUAAAAUAUAGAAUUAUUCAAUUAAAUGACAUUUUUUUCUCUACAAGGUUUUAUGAUUGUAUAGCUUAGCCAUGACUAUAUGUUAUAAACCAUAUGUUUUCAAUUUCAAGGUUUAGAAGAAUACUAAUUUGAAGCACAAUGCAAAUAACGGAAAAUCAUUAUUUUUCUAUCACAGUUAUUUUGUUUAAGCUAUAGCCUAUGAUCAUGAAAUAGUUGGCUUUUCAUCGUUCACAAAAACUCACGGUUUUACCUGCUAUAUUAUGAGUAUCAUUUUAUGUUCAUUAUGGCUGACUGUCAGCAGUCAUUUUUCCUGUAUAUGCCACACAAAAGUUUUCCUGGGAUUUAUUAUGGUAUGGUACAUGUUGUCAGGUCAUCUAACUGUGAAACUUUCAUAAACUUUUAUUGGUCUGGGGAUAUCCUCCCAUAAUUAGCAAUCAAUCUGCUUAAUCAUAAUGGCAAGAAAUACAGUAUUUUGAUUCAACAGUUGUUGGAAGAGUUAUCACCCUUUGUUUUGUUAGUCAUUAUUUUUGCUCGGAGAUUAGUUUUCAGUCAAUUCCUUUAUCUAUAUUACUUUCCUGAAGGUAUAUAUUCAACUAUUUUGGCAAGCAUAUAUAAUUGCCCUAUGUUUUUUUUCCAUCAUUUUAAUCUUACUGAGAGAUUUCAUCUUGCAGAGUUCAACCAAUCUCGUUAUAACUUGGUCUGAUUUAUCAUAUAAAAUAUCACACUAUUUUACUCUGAUGCAUGUUUACCGGACAAGAUUUUGAGAAUUAUUAUCCUUUGUUCAGCUUUUUAUCAUAUUUGUUAAUCCUCUACCUUAGUUUUCAAUUUAUUUCUUACAAACUUUGUAAUUACGUAAAAUUGUGGUUAAAUUUGUCGGUAGCAUUUCUGAUCAGAAAAGUUGUAUUUCCCUAUUUGUAUUCCAUUUCCUAUUCCUGUUCUACCCUAUAGUAUUCUUGGUAGGUUGAUAGCAUUUGCAUAUUUCAUUGAAAGGAUAACAUGAUACCAUACCGCAUACUCCAUUACUAUUACUGCAAAUACAACCCAUGAGAGGGGAAAAAAAUGACCAAUCUUUCAUUUAAUCAUUAAAGAUAAUCAAUAUGGAGCUGAAAUUCUGUGAGAAAAUUAUAAUUAAAUGUGAAAACUUGUGAUAUGUAUUUGUUUAAUUCCUGUUACAAUAAUAUAUAUAUGUAUAUAUAAAUUGACCAAAGUAACUUGUAUUUAAAUUUGUUAUAUAUAUAUGCUGAUAACUUGCAUGUAGUACU
Ylistrum balloti is the source of this 3146-nucleotide messenger RNA. Its product is annotated as BTB/POZ domain-containing protein 6-like. The transcript is spliced from 3 exons. Gene Ontology annotation, molecular function: protein binding. Gene Ontology annotation, cellular component: cytosol. Lineage: Eukaryota; Metazoa; Mollusca; Bivalvia; Pectinida; Pectinidae. The coding region runs from base 72 to 1439 and encodes 455 amino acids. The record is from RefSeq and is a predicted model, not a curated record. Gene Ontology annotation, biological process: neurogenesis.